Molecule: messenger RNA, 996 nt
Organism: Physeter macrocephalus (sperm whale)
Lineage: Eukaryota; Metazoa; Chordata; Mammalia; Artiodactyla; Physeteridae
Gene: COMTD1
Product: catechol-O-methyltransferase domain containing 1
Exons: 7
Coding region: 115-906 (263 amino acids)
Molecular function (GO): O-methyltransferase activity; S-adenosylmethionine-dependent methyltransferase activity
Source: RefSeq, a predicted model, not a curated record
CGGCUCCGAGGGUACUGUCCGGGCAAGUUGGAGCCGCGAGGGCCCGCGGGUCCCAGGGCGGUCCCAGUAGCCCUAGCGCAAGUGACCUGGACGCCGCUGCCUCCUGCCUGCACGAUGACCCAGCCCAUGCCCCGGCUCUCUGUGCCCGCCGCGCUGGCCCUGGGCUCGGCCGCUCUGGGCGCUGCCUUCGCCAGCGGCCUCUUCCUGGGGAGACGGUUCCCUCCAUGGCGAUCCCGGCGAGAGAAGCGCCUGCUGCCCCCUGAGGACAGCCCCCUGUGGCAGUAUCUCCUGAGCCGCUCCAUGCGGGAGCACCCAGCGCUGCGGAGCCUGCGGCUGCAGCUGACCCUGGAGCAGCCGCAGGGGGAUUCCAUGAUGACCUGUGAGCAGGCCCAGCUCUUGGCCAACCUGGCUCGCCUCAUCAAGGCUAAGAAGGCGCUGGACCUGGGCACUUUCACAGGCUACUCAGCCCUAGCGUUGGCCCUGGCGCUGCCCCCGGCCGGGCGCGUGGUGACCUGUGAGGUGGACGCAGGGCCCCCGGAGCUGGGACGUCCCCUGUGGAGGCAGGCCGAGGAGGAGCACAAGAUCGAACUUCGGUUGAAACCCGCCCUGGAGACCCUGGACGAGCUCCUGGCCGCGGGCGAGGCCGGCACCUUCGACGUGGCCGUGGUGGAUGCGGACAAGGAGAACUGCACCGCCUACUACGAGCGGUGCCUGCAGCUGCUGCGACCCGGAGGUGUCCUCGCUGUGCUCAGUGUCCUGUGGCGUGGAGAGGUGUUGCAGCCUAAACCGCAGGACAAGGCGGCGCAGUGUGUGCGAAACCUGAAUGAGCGCAUUCUGCGGGACGCCAGGGUCCACAUCAGCCUCCUGCCCCUGGGCGACGGCCUCACCUUAGCCUUCAAGAUCUAGGGCUGGCCCCUAGCAAGUGGCCUCAAGGGAGGGGCCCUGGGACCCCCAGCCAUCGACACCUAAAUCUGACAAUAAAGUGCGGCCUGGGAC